AUGGCGGAGGUUCCUAUCGUCCUCGACGGCGGAACCGGUUUCCUGAAGGCGGGAUAUGCAGGACAGAACUUUCCCGACCACCAGUACCCAUCAAUAGUCGGCCGACCGAUCCUACGUUCCGAAGAGCGGGAUGGAGACAUCGUGGUCAAGGACAUAAUGUGCGGAGAUGAGGCAGCGGCGGCCCGAUCGAUGCUUCAGAUCACAUAUCCUAUGGAAAACGGCAUCGUGAAGCGUUGGGAUGACAUGCAGCACCUCUGGGACUACACCUUUUUCGAGAAGAUGCGCUUAGACCCCACGGGCCGCAAGAUCCUCCUUACCGAGCCGCCGAUGAAUCCUCUCAAGAACCGUGAACAGAUGUGCGAGGUCAUGUUUGAGCGCUACGACUUUGGAGGAGUAUAUGUGGCUAUACAGGCUGUCCUAGCUCUGUACGCUCAAGGUCUCUCCUCGGGAGUGGUGGUAGACUCAGGCGAUGGUGUCACGCAUAUUGUUCCGGUUUAUGAAAGCACUGUGCUCAACCACUUGACACGUCGGUUGGAUGUGGCUGGUCGCGACGUCACUCGGAAUCUGAUCGCUCUGCUGCUACGAAGAGGUUACGCUCUCAACCGAACUGCCGACUUCGAGACUGUGCGGCAAAUCAAGGAGAAGCUCUGCUACGUCUCGUAUGAUUUGGAAUUGGAUCAGCGCCUGAGCGAGGACACCACAGUUUUGGUGGAAUCUUACACCCUACCUGACGGUCGCGUCAUCCGCGUCGGCAGCGAACGCUUUGAGGCUCCCGAGUGUCUGUUCCAGCCGCACUUGGUGGAUGUUGAGCAACCUGGUAUCGCCGAAUUCCUCUUCAACACUAUUCAAUCCGCCGACGUCGACGUACGAAGCAGCUUGUACAAGGCUAUCGUGCUCAGUGGUGGAAGCAGCAUGUAUCCUGGCCUCCCUAGUCGUCUGGAGAAGGAGCUAAAACAACUUUGGCUGACCAAGGUGCUGGGUGGAAACCCAGAGCGUUUGAACAAAUUCAAGGUACGCAUUGAAGACCCACCGAGACGUCGGCAUAUGGUCUUCCUCGGAGGAGCCGUGCUUGCGAAUAUUAUGGCGGACAAGGAGAACAUGUGGAUAUCAAAACAGGAGUGGCAGGAACAGGGGGCGAGGGCGUUGGAGAAGCUUGGUGCAAGAUAA
Molecule: messenger RNA, 1167 nt
Organism: Didymosphaeria variabile
Lineage: Eukaryota; Fungi; Ascomycota; Dothideomycetes; Pleosporales; Didymosphaeriaceae
Gene: ARP2
Product: Arp2/3 complex subunit, actin nucleation center
Exons: 6
Coding region: 1-1167 (388 amino acids)
Biological process (GO): Arp2/3 complex-mediated actin nucleation
Cellular component (GO): actin cortical patch; Arp2/3 protein complex
Molecular function (GO): actin filament binding
Source: RefSeq, a predicted model, not a curated record